This is a messenger RNA of Mus musculus (house mouse), 2354 nucleotides long. Its product is annotated as predicted gene 1140. Lineage: Eukaryota; Metazoa; Chordata; Mammalia; Rodentia; Muridae. The transcript has 8 exons. The record is from RefSeq and is a predicted model, not a curated record. Bases 897 to 1583 code for a protein of 228 amino acids.
GCGCUCCCCCCCCCUUCAGGAAAAGGAAGUGCUGUGGAAGUGUCACAGGCUGCCUGAGGCGAGAGAGGCCCGAAAGGGACUGUGAUAGAAGGUGUUCACUAGGUCGGUGCUCUGGCUGCCCUGGUAUUCUGUGAUGCGCUCCAGUUGGUAAGGACACUGGCUCUGAGGGCCUCGGGCCUCGGGCCACGGGCCUCGGCGACCAUUGGCAGAGGAGGGUGUGACCCUGCACGAGGCAGGCAAGUAGGCCUCGGCUGGCUCCUGAGUAGAUAUCGGGGAGUCUCCCCUAAGCCUCGGCUAGGAGGAGGCUCCGGAGGGCAGCGAGUCCGAGGGACUCGCUUCCCCCGCCUGGGUGGAGAGAGGGGCUCAGGGAAGCUGUGGGGAGGGAAAGAGUGCAGGUCCUGUACAUUUACCUUUGUAUCUCUUUUGGUUGUUUAUUGACAAAGGGGUCCCUGUGUCCUUGAAAUAACAAACAAGCAGGGUCCUCUCCAGAGUGUGUGGCACUCAUAUUACCAUUACCAGUUCAUUUCCAAUUCAUUACCAGUGACACAGUGCCAGGGGCCGAGUCAGCCCAAAACUGCUCAGUCCUCUGGGGAAUUACAGGGAACACAGGGCAGUGCUUUGCGUGCUCAUUAAGGGCACCUUCCAUGCACGGGCCACUCCCACCCGGGAAAGGGCAGAAAACCAGCACGAGGGGUCCACGUGGAGGCCUGCAGGAGAGGGCCAGCUCCACAGCCCUCACUGCAUACCUGACAGGACAGGGUGCCACACCACUGUUGUUAUCCUCCAUGAACCUACCUGCUCUGGUACCUGUUCCUAAGACUCUCCUUGAAUUUCUUUUCUAUGCCAUGGAAGUAACAAGGUGUAGGAGUUAGGGUUCACACCUUCGCACAGUCGACAUGCCACCCAAGGGGAAGAAGGCUAAAAGCAAAAGUGUGAAGCGCCCACAGGAUUCUUCGGAUACUCAAUCUGAUGAUGUCAUCCAGCGCAGAGUUCCCCGCACACCAGAGCAGCCCGUGGUGAUCGAGAUCAGUGAUGAGAGUACUUCAUCAGAUCAAGAUGAUCAGCAGGCAAGGGAAUCUGUUCAGAAGACGGCAAAAAAACGUCAAGGUGACGUUACAGAGUCACACCUUGCAAAGAAAAAACAGUUUUGUCAAGAUGUAGUAACUUCUGUUAAGCGCCUGAGUGAAAAACUUGUCAGCAUUUAUAAAAGGCAAAAAAGGGAAAGGACUAUGUUCCAUUCCAACUAUUCUAAGAGCCUCCAGUCUUUGUUUCAACAGUGGGACAUGAGUGUGGAAAAAGUUGGGCAAGAAGAAGACAGUUUUAUUAAUUCAUCCCAUCAACAUGAGAAGAUAAUUUAUAACACUAUGAUGGCUCAGAAAGCAACCAUAGAUCAAGCAAAAGCUAUUUCUGAUCAAUUUCUAAAGAAUAUCCAAGAACUUGAGGAGAAGCACAAACUUCUCGACGCUCUUGAGCAAAACAGAUUGGAAAACGAAAUGAAAAACCUGAAGAAGAAGCUUGUGGCAGAUAAUCAUCAACAGGACUUGGCAGUUUUAGAAUCCUGUCUUCAUUCUAUGUUCUCCUAGAACAGUGAAGAAGAUAAGCUGUGAUCGUAUGUCAUGUGACAUACAUAAAACAUUCCAUACACUACCAAAUAUUAUGGUAGAAAUUGGCCCAUAUCAUUUGUCAUUCUUUUGUUUGGUACACAUCCGACUCCAUGUCUCUUAAAUAUCAAGUGAGCUCUGAGCAGUUUGAUAGGUUGCAGCCAUGACAAGAUAGUAAAUGUUGAAUUAUCAGGCCCUUUGGCAGAAACAGAGAAGCACUCUCACUAACCCUAAAAAUUAGAUUUGGCAGUACAGGGUACCAGUUAACUCACUGGCCUUAUAAAAACUCUACUGCAACUUACAUUUGUCUUGUAGAAAGCAAAAUCCAACUGCUAUAACUUACCACAAAUUGAAAAGAGAAAAUCCCCUGCAGAUCUUGGGGCUAGGGUGGGGUUGGGGGGAGCAGGUUUGUGGUAUUUGCAGGUAGCUAGUGUUCAUGUAAUUGGUUUUAUGUAGCUGUUUAAUGACACUAGUCCUUAGUGUCGAUCAAUGGCAUUUGUUUUAUGUAUAGUUAUGCUUAAUUUCUUAACUCAGUAUUCCACUUCUGCCCUUUGGUCACAUGCUUUGUGGAGUGCUUUGUUUUUCAAGUUACAUUAUCAGUGAGUGAGCAGAAGUUUCUGUAGUUAUGUAUUUAACUCAUGAAUUACUGAUUCACUGUCUUGACUUUCCUCUUACAUUUUUUUGCAUUAAAUAACAUUCAAACCUUCCGUGUAAACACUUUGUUUAAUAAACUUGAAAUUGGUUUGUAAUCUA